Molecule: messenger RNA, 4536 nt
Organism: Nomia melanderi (Alkali bee)
Lineage: Eukaryota; Metazoa; Arthropoda; Insecta; Hymenoptera; Halictidae
Gene: rho-4
Product: rhomboid-4
Cellular component (GO): membrane
Molecular function (GO): serine-type endopeptidase activity; calcium ion binding
Source: RefSeq, a predicted model, not a curated record
GACACGGCUAACGUACGAUUUUCGUCGAAAGAAAAAAAAUCUUUGCCACGUUUUGUUUUUGGUUAAUCGUGCAUUUUGGGUGAUUCAGCUUGUUCUAUGUAUUUGUCGUUAAUAUGUGUAUCAUUUUUGUUAGCUUGACUCUCUGGUAAACGUUACCUCAGUUUAAAAUUAUUUAUAGGUUCAUUGACUCGGUAGUUAGAGGAUAUCUUCUUUUUACGUAUUUUUUGUGACAUUUAUGAUAACGUUGUUCUGUAAGAUAAUAAAACGAAGCACACGUGGACACUGACUCGCUUGGUAGAUCGUUUAAAAUUGUACUGUCAGUGGUCCCACGAUAAUGUACAUUGUUUAUCGAUCCCAUUGUUGCCUGGUAACCAGGGACGCACACCGCGAGGUGCACCUGCACUCGAAUUUCACAUGAUCCUCGCCACUUAUGGCACAGUGACAUAUGGUGCGAGCUGUAAAUAUCAUUGAACUGUGCGAACAUUUUCAUCCCAUGUUCGUUGUGUUUACCUGCGCGCACAUGAGUUUGUUACUCGGCGACGUUUUCAAAUAAAAAAUGAAACGCAGUAACCAGCAGAUCGCCGAAUCCUGUUGAGUCAGCUUUUUAAGACAGAACGAUUGUAUGCGGUAAAAACAAAACGUCGCUUUAUAGAAACCUUUCACAACCGAAUGACUACCCAAAUCCCGUGUACACUAAAAAUCUCAAAUUAACGAUGCGGUGACAGUGAAAUAAAAACAAAGAACAAACGUAAAGGAAAAAAAAUAAGCACUCAUUAUGAUUAUUUCUGACUAACAAUUUCGUGACGUCGGAUCGUGAUAUAAUGUAAUAACAUUAUUCUUCUGUUUCAUGAUUCUGCUAUCUGAAUAAACAAUUUGAUUUUGACAUUAUAUUUAGUGUAGGAGGUAAAUAAUAAAUAGCCCAUUAUUAUUUUUAAAACUUGGCUAAUGAUCUACGCCAUUGGUAUGAGGUGAAACAGUCGAUAGGUAUUUUAAUCUGAAAGUGAUUACCUAUCGGUUUACUAAAAAAAAAUAAUGGACUAUUUAUCAGUACCCUCAUAUUUAUUCUAGAAUUGAAAAAAAUAUUUUGAAGUAUAAAAAAGUGUGACAUUGAGAAUUGGUAAAGGAUGGAUUCCAACUAUCUACCAUUGAUUCGUAACAUUGCGGUACUUUCUAUUCGAGCGACGCUUGGUCGAGUUCACCUGUUGCGACGUUGACAACUUACUGGCGUGUGCAGUCAUUUCAGACAUAUUCCGUUAUAUCGAAUGUCACGAACAUUUCAUCGUAAUGUAAUAACCGUAUAGAAAUGGGAAAUUUUGUUUGAAGAUAAUUUCAGUCAUUAUACCGAUUUAAAUUUUCGACGUAUCCCGUAGGUAUUGAGGCUAAGAACACAUCACGUAAAACGCACGCACACACACCUCGCUAGAAUCUGACUCACAAUUUGUAUUCACCGAGGUUUCAAGCUGAUCAGAAUGUCGAAUGAUCGAGAGGGAGAAACAGGAAUAACAAUUCCACUGCAAUAUAAUAACGCUCAUUGGAGGUCUAUAUUUGAAAAAUAUGACCUCGAUAAAGAUGGAAAAAUCUCUUAUCAGGAAUUAAAAGCUAUGAUUCAGUGUUCUGAUUACUCCAACGAUAUUCCAACUAGGGUUGUUCGUACAAUUAUGCAGAAGGCAGAUUUAGAUGCUUCUGGAAAUUUAGAUUAUCCUGAAUUCAUAGCCAUGAUUCACAGAAAGGAUAUGCAAGGUGUUUUUGGACAUCUUGUACAAAGAUAUGUCCACUCAAUGGUACCACAAAGGCCAACCGUCUUCCUAGCACCCUCCAGUGAUUAUCCUGAUGGACAAUACGAAGAGGAGUAUACUUGUAAACCUCCUGCCAUAGCAAUGAUAAUUAUAUCCAUAUUGGAAAUUACUUUAUUUUUGUAUGAUGUGAUUACACAUCGGUCUAUAUCCAUAGAAGGGCCUGCAGCUACAUUAUUUAUUUAUAAUCCACAUAAAAGGUACCAAGCAUGGAGGUACCUAACGUACAUGUUUGUGCAUGUGGGCACGUUUCAUCUGGUGGUUAAUCUACUUGUACAGAUAAUGCUGGGUAUUCCAUUAGAAAUGGUACAUAAAUGGUGGAGAGUAUUGACCAUUUACAUAGCUGGUGUUGUAGCAGGAUCUCUUGGCACAUCUGUGUCAGAUCCUGGAGUGUAUUUAGCAGGCGCAUCAGGUGGUGUGUAUGCACUGAUUACUGCUCAUGUGGCAACCAUUGUAAUGAACUGGUCACAAAUGGAAUUUGCAGUAAUGCAAUUGUUAGUAUUUCUUGUUGUGACUUCGUUUGAUAUUGGCCAAGCAAUAUACAACCGUUAUGUAUUAGAGAAGAAUGACCAAGUGGGAUAUGUUGCUCAUUUUGCUGGUGCCAUUGCAGGGCUACUCGUAGGUAUAAAUGUUCUUCGUAAUCUUGAAGUGCGAACAUGGGAGAAAGUUGUGUGGUGGGCCAGUAUUAUUACUUACGUUGCACUUAUGACUGCAGCCAUUUUAUGGAAUGUUUUAUACACUUCUUACUAUGAUCAGUUAUAACGUAUAAAUAUACGUUAUUUCGUAUAACCACUUUCUGGCAUUGUUAUUGUUGCUAGAGAUUUACAAUUUUGCUGAUGUCUAAACAAAACCAAGCACAAAUUUUUCAUUAAAAUUAUCGAAAAGACCAGACAUGUCAAUUAUAGUGUUAUACUUUGCAUUUCAAAGUAACAUACCCAAUAAUAAAUGCAGAGUUACAUCUGUUUCGUAGAUGUAGAAGGAAUACUAAUAUACUACAUACUGUGAUAUACAAUGCCUGUAUGUGAAACAAAAAUAGAUGUUAAAUAUGAUGUCUUAAAUAUGAAAUCUUAUCAUAUUGGUAACAUUAAAUAUUCAUAACAACAAUUAAUGCAUAGAUAUGAUAGACAGAAGAAUUAUUUUUGAAUUAUAAAUGAACAAAAUAAUUAAUGUUUAAAGAAAAUAAGAAAGUGAAAUCAAACUUUCUUGACUGAAGUUUAUAUUUGGCAGCUAAUUCAUAAUGAUCAAACACUUCCGUGUUAGUUAUAUCAUACAUUUUAAGGAGUGGCCUUCUUUCCUAAUGUCCUAAAAAUAAAAAUAUUACCGUUAUUUAAUUGUCGAAAGUGUGCUGCAACGUUUUCAACGUCUUGACACAUUUUUGAGUAAUAUUUAAUUAUUUAUAGUAUUUGAAUAACAACAAUAUUCAAUUUUAAAUUAUACGUAAAGUAUUGUUAAUAUAAGGGAAUUGUUAUCGCAAAUCUCGGCAACUUUUGUAUAAUAAGUUACUGCACUUCAUUACAUCAUGUAUUUAUGAUUUACUAUGUCAUGUACCUGAUUUGCAAAUUACUGAUGCGGAAUGGAAAUACUUUGAACAUACGUGUAAGAGUACACAGGAACCUCGCUGCGUUUAAAAUGCAAACUCAAGCAAAAACAACGCAAUUCUUAGGUUUUAUGUGUAGAUCUAAUGUCCAAGUGCAAUUUUUCAUUGAAUUAUAAUUCAACAAAACACAGUAUAAUCAAUACUCUCAUUUCACAAGCAAAAAUUUUGAGAAAUUUUUACAACAUGUUAUUAUACCAAAAAAGUAUUUUCAACUUAAAAUAUACCCAUGAAUCUUAAGGUAUAUUUUUUCGGUUAAUAGUCUUAAGAGUAUUGUUAAUUAUUAUUUUAACAUCAGUAGAUUCAUAGUAGUUCUAAUGAUUAUUUAAUUUUGUUGCGCAUAAUGAUACUAAUUUUGCUACUCAAUUAUUAAAAUCAAUCCAGGUAAAAAUGUUCCAGAUGUUCUUAAAAUAUAUUUUUACACUUGCACACGCACAAGUGAGAAGAUAGUUUAAAGCAAUGCAAUGCUAACUGUAAAAGAUAAUAUAAUUUCUUUAUUCAUCAUAAGAUAACAAAUUCAUACUUAAAUAAGUAAAUUAUAAAUUGUAAUAAAACGUUAAAAAAUACUAUUACAUACAAUCAUAAGGAAAAGUAAAAUUUUUUUGAGUGUUCGAGUAUUUUUAAAAAUCGUUAAAAUUAUUCAACGAAACUGAGCAACGAACGCUGAAAAAAUUAUUUUAGAAAAUAUCAGGGUGUACUGUUAACUUACAACCGUUUGCUUGUCAUGAAAGACGUAAACAACGAUUAACAUUAAAGAGAAAAUAUCGUUCCGCGAAAAUAUAUCAGGAACUAAGUUUAACGACGAUCUCGAGAGGCAGGGUAAAAAAAGGCGUAUCACAAAAAACUUAGUUGCAACGAGAUUUCGAUGUUGUCGUACAAAAAGAUUUGCUAAGAAACCUCAUCUACUAUUCUCAAUCGUAUUUAUUACGAUUCUUCGCGUCUUAAAUACUGUUCAUGUAUUAUCUCUUGUUUGUAAGUUUUGUAAUGAGUGUCAAAUGAAAAAAAGGAAUGUGAAAGUGCACACCGUAGUAAUUCGGCCGAUCAAUGUGUGUGAAUGUAUGUCUAUAUUUAAAUUAAACGAAGUAUGUUCACGUUAUUUGUAUAUUUUGUACGCGUCUAUAUAAUUAUAUAUGAACAAAAUAAAGUAAA